Quercus robur (English oak) is the source of this 844-nucleotide messenger RNA. RefSeq lists its product as uncharacterized. The transcript is spliced from 2 exons. Lineage: Eukaryota; Viridiplantae; Streptophyta; Magnoliopsida; Fagales; Fagaceae. The coding region runs from base 1 to 711 and encodes 236 amino acids. The record is from RefSeq and is a predicted model, not a curated record.
AUGACUUCCGCUGGUCCCGUCACUGAGGGUCCGUGCCGUCUCCUAACCCACAAAGAAUAUGCCGUCGGGGAGGUUGAGUCCCUGAUAAAACCAACGGACAUGGAGCCCUGUGAUCAAGUAGGGACGGAGGAUUUAGGGGCGUCGGCCCUCUUUGAUCUCUCCAGGGCCUUGGUUCGUGUCAAAGCCCUCCGUGACCGUUGCGUGGCGAAGGAGGGGGUCGUCAGUCGAGUUCGCAGCCAUAACAAGAACUUGCUGAAUCAGCAGGCUCAGUAUAAGGAAGCCGUCCGUAUCCUGAACCAGGAGCUGCAGGAUGUUAAUACUAAACUGACGGCGGCCAGUGGCGAGAACGUCAAGCUCCAAGGAGAGGUGACGGCUCUGGAGGAGAGGCUACAGACGGCGGGGGCUGACGCGAUCAGGGACUUCAAAACGUCGCAGUCUUUCAUCGACUCAUGUGGUCAGUAUUAUGGCACUGGGUUUGAUGAUUGCCUUCGUCAGGUUGCGUCGGCCUUCCCGGAUCUGGACUUGUCUGGGAUUACAAUGGACGAUGGAGACGACGUCUCUCUUCAGCCCGAACCCACACCGGAGCAUGACGGCAGCGUCGUCUUGGCUCAGCCUGCCGCUAAUCCUACAGCUUCCGAUUCUCCUGCUGUUAUAGUGGACGUUGAAGACCGUCUUGCUGACGGUAAUCCUGCUGACGUUCCUGCUGCCUAAUUAUGGCUUUGUAGUUUGCUUCUUUUUUCUUUUUUCAUCUCUUCUGGAAAACAGUUGUAAUUUUUAGACAGUUUUAGUUUUAAACAGUUGUAAUUUUAAACAAUUGUAGUUUUAAACAAUUGUAAUGUUUAAG